GCUAGCCUCUGAGGGAACUACAUGAAUGACAGCCUUCGCACAGAUGUAUUUGUGAGAUUCAACCCGGAGACAAUUGCUUGUGCUUGUAUCUAUUUGGCUGCAAGGACACUAGAGAUCGGUCUCCCAAAUCGUCCACACUGGUUCCUCCUUUUUGGUGCGACGGAGCAAGACAUUCGUGAGAUAUGUGUUCAGAUUUUAAAGCUGUACAGCCGCAAAAAGGCAGACUUGACUGUCUUGGAGAGUAAAGUGGAAAAACGGAAGAUACAGAUUGAAGAAGCUAAGGCCAAGGCAAAAGGAUUACUUCCUGAAGGAACACCAAGGCUUGACAAUGGUCCGGAAUUCUCACCAAAUGCAAAAACUGACUCUCCAAAAGAUGGAAAGGGAAGCAAGCCUUCACCUAUUGCAAUGCAUGCACUGAAAAAUGCCAAAAGGAAAUUGGAAAGUGGAUCAAAAAAGUCUACUUCUGCAAGUCCUGUUAAUGGCAUUGUUAAAGGGAGGGACAGCAGAAGCGGCAGUAGAAGCAGAGAUAAGAGCUUUUCCCGAUCCAAAUCUCGAUCGGGGUCUCCAAAAAGAAGGAAAAGUAAAAGUUACUCUACAUCAAGUGGGUCAAAAUCCCGUAGUCCUUCCCGAAGUCGCAGUGAUUCCCCGCCACGAAAACACAAUUAUGGUGCACACAAAAGCUCUAAAGGACAUGUGUAUGGAAAGAGUGCCGACUACAAAUACAACGCACAUAAGAGAAGAUCUCGCAGCCGAAGCUCCUCCCCUUCCUAUAGCCGAUCACGUGAAAGUCCAGAAGCUCGGAAGUACAAGAAGAAAAGCCACUACUAUAAUGAGCGACGGAGGGAACGUUCCCGAUCCUAUGAAAGGACAAGCCACCGAAGCUAUGACCGAGAUUACUCUGGGCACAGCCAUCACCGAAGAUGAGAGCUGAAGGGGACCUCUGGCGUUGAGUCAUCCAAGCAGUUUCAGUGCCAGAUCUUUUGGAUAUUGGGAAACCGGACAGCCCACCCAUUUGUUACUAAAAAACCUAUUAAACUCAGACAAGUUAAUUUUGUUCCAGACCAUUUAAAUAUUUAGAUGUUCAGACUGACCGCCUUUGUAGAUUUAACUUGAGCAUUUUGAUUGUUGUCGUCAGUCUACCCAACCACUGGCAUUCUGUUUUUAGUAGAUGGCAGAGUUAAAUCACUGGCCACUUACCUUUUUAUGUCCAAUCUGUACCUUUUCUGUCAUUUAAAGUGGUAAUUCUCUCAUGAUUAUACAUCUGAAAUGCUGUAGAAAUGAUGAAUCCUCUUGCUGUUGUGGGCAUUGGCCUCCAGAGCAGGGGUAGCAGAACAAGACUGCAGGCAAGGGGAUCUCGACACUGGAGUACACAAAGAACAUGGCCUGUGAGUUAACUCCUUUAGCAUCUGUUCAAAGGAUUUUUGUUUGAAUUUGCCCUUUAAAGGGAAGGUGUAGUAACCCACACAACCUGUCAUAAUUUUUUUUUUUUUUUUUUUCUUUAAAAAUUGGGCAAAAAUCAGGCUUCUUUGGGGUACUCCACUCCAUAGCUUCAGACACUGCCUUAUUAAGUUUGUAAACAUUACACCAGAGCAAUCUUUCAUGGCUACAUUGUAUAUGUAAGUAAAGUCAUUAUAUUGACCUAUAUUAGGUCUUGCUUGAUAUCCCAUCCCCCUUCCUCCAAGAUUACACAGCCUUAAAUUGACUUUGGGCAUUUGUAAAUAGCAACAUGUUAAUGUGACCAGGUCAAGAUUUUGUGGAAGACGUUCUGCAAAAACAAGCAACAUACUCGGGACUGUUCUGUACUGUUUUAUAUCUUCAGAGGCUCGUGCCGGACACGAGCAGCCACAAGACAUUUCAUAUUGCAUAUGUUUUAUGUCUAUUAAUGGAUCUGCACAUUGUACUCAGGAUUAUUGAUGGCUGAUAGAAUGCAAAGAUGUGUCAUUCUGCUUGUUGAAAUGAUGAAACAAGACACAGCCAGGCCAUAUCAGUUUUAUUGGUAUAUCCAAGCUGUAUUUCUUUUUUCUUUCAUUAAAGUAUUGGAUUUUGUACUUUA
This is a messenger RNA of Rana temporaria (common frog), 2053 nucleotides long. Its product is annotated as cyclin-L2-like. The coding region runs from base 22 to 924 and encodes 300 amino acids. Gene Ontology annotation, cellular component: nucleus. The record is from RefSeq and is a predicted model, not a curated record. Gene Ontology annotation, molecular function: cyclin-dependent protein serine/threonine kinase regulator activity. Lineage: Eukaryota; Metazoa; Chordata; Amphibia; Anura; Ranidae. Gene Ontology annotation, biological process: regulation of transcription by RNA polymerase II. The transcript is spliced from 7 exons.